AUGGACGACACCACGCAGCCCCGAGUAGGGCAAUACUCCAAAGACAAAAACCAACCCGACAACACCUCCAGCUCCCACCCAUCACCUUCAACAUCCGUAAUAUUCGAUACAUCCGACGAAGACAUCGAACAGAAUGCUCCAACGAAAGAGACCUCCAAGACCUCCCCCGCCGACGCCGACGAACCACCCCCAGACGGCGGUCUGCAAGCCUGGACACAGGCCCUCAUGGCACACCUCGUCGUCGUUAAUACAUGGGGCACCAUCAACUCCUUCGGCAUCUUCCAGACCUUCUACCGCGACUACCUCUCCCGGCCGGCGUCUGACAUCAGCUGGAUCGGCUCGAUGCAGGUCUUCUUCCUCUUCGUCGUGGGCGUCUUCACCGGACGGCUCACGGACGCGGGAUACUUCCGCACCGUCUUCGGCAUCGGCUCGGCACUCGUUGUGCUCGGGAGCUUGACCGCGUCCUUCGCAACGGAAUACUGGCAGCUGUUCCUGUCCCAGGGGCUCUGCAUCGGGCUCGGGAUGGGCGGGUUGUUUUGCCCGGUGAUGGCUGUUUUGUCGACGUACUUCAAGCGCCGGCGGAACCUGGCUAUUGGCAUUGCCAUCAGCGGCUCGGCUACGGGAGGCAUGAUAUAUCCGGUCAUGGCGCGCCAGCUCUUGCCCAAGAUUGGUUUCGGGUGGACGAUGCGGGUGAUGGCGUUGAUGCAGCUCGUGACUUUGCUGGUUGCCAACAUCUUUAUGAGGUCUCGGCUUCGACCGAGACGUGCCGGCUCGCUUGUCGAAUUGUCGGCUUUCAAGGAGAAGCCAUAUCUCUUGUUCACGAUUGGCAUGUUCUUUAACUUCUGGGGUGUCUACUUUGCCUUUUACUACAUUGGCCCCUUCAGUCGCGACAAGUUGUCGUUCUCCUAUGAUACCUCGAUCGAUAUCCUGAUGAUAAUGAACGGAGUUGGAGCCAUUGGCCGCGUCAUACCCGGCUUUCUCGCAGAUCUGUUCCUGGGACCUCUCAACGUCGUCACACCCGCUGCUGCAGUUUGCACUAUUCUUCUAUUUUCUUGGAUGGCAAUCAAGAGUGCUGCUGGUUUAUACGCCUGGGCUGUGGUAUAUGGCAUCUUCGGAGCCACGGUACAAGGUCUUUUCCCGGCCGCCCUAUCGUCUCUUACAACCGACCUUCGCAAGGCAGGCACACGGAUGGGUAUGGUGUACUCCAUCGUCAGUUUUGCCAACCUAACCGGCCCCCCUCUCGCCGGCGCGUUGAUCAAGAUUGGCGGGGGAGAGUACACAUGA
This is a messenger RNA of Colletotrichum aenigma, 1284 nucleotides long. RefSeq names its product Aspyridones efflux protein apdF (gene apdF-7). Gene Ontology annotation, biological process: transmembrane transport. Gene Ontology annotation, molecular function: transmembrane transporter activity. The coding region runs from base 1 to 1284 and encodes 427 amino acids. The transcript has 5 exons. The record is from RefSeq and is a predicted model, not a curated record. Lineage: Eukaryota; Fungi; Ascomycota; Sordariomycetes; Glomerellales; Glomerellaceae. Gene Ontology annotation, cellular component: fungal-type vacuole membrane.